GAACUAACUACAGAAAUGAUAUUAUCUGGUUCAUGGAAAUCAACUCCAUUCAAACCUUACAAUUUUGAAGCUUUAGGCCAAUCACAAUUGGCUGGUUGUUUACAUCCUUUAUUGAAAGUUCGCUCAGACUUUCGUCAAAUAUUUCUAAUGGGUUUUACCGAAAUGCCAACUAAUAAUUUUGUUGAAAGUUUAUUUUGGAAUUUUGAUGCAUUAUUCCAACCUCAACAACAUCCCGCAAGAGACUCUCAUGAUACUUUUUUUUUGGACAACCCUCAAACUAGUGAAAACUUUCCUCAAGAAUAUUUAAACAAGGUAAAAAUAGUACAUUCUAAAGGUGGCUAUGGUUCUCAAGGAUAUGGCUAUGAUUGGUCUUUGGACGAAGCUAAGAAAGAUGUUUUGAGAACUCAUACUACAGAUGUUAGUGCUCGUAUGUUGUAUGGCCUAGCUAAAGAUUUUAAACCGACUAAGUACUUUAGUAUUGACAGAGUAUUCCAAAAUGAGACUUUGGAUGCUACUCAUUUGGCAGAGUUUCAACAAGUAGAAGGAGUAAUAGCUGAUUACAAUUUAACUUUGGGAGAUUUGAUUGGAGUUCUUCACAUGUUUUUUGAACGAUUAGGAAUGACUGAAAUCAAAUUUAAACCUGCUUACAAUCCGUAUACAGAACCUAGUAUGGAAAUAUUUUGUUAUCAUCACAACUCUGGAAUGUUUCGUCCUGAAAUGCUAUUACCAAUGGGCUUACCAGAUAAAGUAAAUGUUAUAGCUUGGGGAUUAUCAUUAGAGAGACCAACUAUGAUUAAAUAUGGAAUUAACAAUAUAAGAGAUCUAGUUGGCCCUAGGGUUAAUUUACAAAUGGUACAAGAUAACCCAAUUUGUAGAUUAGACAAAUAA
This is a messenger RNA of Acyrthosiphon pisum (pea aphid), 888 nucleotides long. Its product is annotated as phenylalanine--tRNA ligase alpha subunit-like. NCBI's taxonomy places the organism in Eukaryota, Metazoa, Arthropoda, Insecta, Hemiptera, Aphididae. Gene Ontology annotation, molecular function: tRNA binding; ATP binding; phenylalanine-tRNA ligase activity. Gene Ontology annotation, biological process: phenylalanyl-tRNA aminoacylation. Gene Ontology annotation, cellular component: phenylalanine-tRNA ligase complex; cytoplasm; cytosol. The record is from RefSeq and is a predicted model, not a curated record.